UUUGAGUUGCGAAUUUGAACACGCCGCGGCUGUGCUCAGCUCACGUGUUUUUAUUCAGUAUUUUCAUAGAUUAUUAUAAAUAUGGGCAAAAGUAACAAAAUGAUAUCUGUAAAACAGGCAAUGCCGAAGAAGAUGAAGGCGAAAAAAUUGCAGAAGCCUGCCAAAGUAGAAAAGAAGGUUAAAUCGAAGCCGGUGAAAGAAAUUGCGACCAAACUAUUAUCUGAGGAAAAUCAAAUUGCAAGAGAACCCCAAAGUCUCGUAAAUGACAUUAAACAGAAGAAUAAAACUAAAUACGUUAUGCCCUCUAAAAGCAUUACGGAAAAGCUUGUGAAUCUAUCUCUUAACGCAUUGCAACAGUUGACUGUUCACUACAAGAAGAAAAAUACAAUCUUUGAAGACGAAACGCCAAUUUUUGCUGAAAUAAAUUGUAUUAAAAUACAAAACACAAAAGGAAAUGUUAAAUUUGUGCUGCCUCACACAACAGUUGCGUCAACGGGUGAAGUUUGUUUGAUAACACCAGACUUGAAAAAAGGCAAGAAGAUUGACCAUGAACCAACAGUGGACCACUGGGAAGAACUUCUUCGUAAUGCUGGUGUCACUGCAGUUAAAACUGUCAUUCCAAUGAGGCAACUUAGAGUAGAAUAUGAUCAGUAUGAACUCAAACGUCGCCUACUUACACAACAUGACUUUAUCAUGGUGGACUCUAGGAUAUUGAGUCAUGUGUCACAUAUACUUGGAAAGAUGUUCUUUAAAAAACACAAUAUGUUGAUACCUGUCAGGAUAAAUGAGAAAACUAGUCUCAAGAAAGAUAUUGAUGUUGGUUUACGUACAGCAAUGCUUCGCCUCAGUGAGGGCGCCACUUCGACUAUUAUUGUAGGCCAUACUGGCAUGCCACAGAAAGCUGUAAAGGAGAAUAUACUAUCCCUGGUUCAACAAUUCCACACUAAAUUCCCAGGAGGAGAAGCCAACAUUAGGUCCAUUGCUUUGAAGCUACCACUGUCUUUGGCUCUGCCUCUUUAUGUUACAUUGAGACCAUCAAAUACAGUUGUACCACCAAAGCUACACCACCAGAAGCCCAAGAACUUUACAGUGUUGGAAGACGAGCUGUCAACAAUACCUGGCAGUACUGUUAGAGUAGCACCUGAUGGCACAGUUCACGUGAAGAGAGGCCCAGUGAAUGACAUUGGAGACAUGGAAGAGGAUGACGAGGAAGAGAAUGGUGAGGAGGUCUCAAGUGAUGAAGAGGCAUUAGAAAAAGAAGAGGAUUAGUGAAUCAAAUGUUACUAUUGAAAAUAAAUGUAAUUAUACAAAAUAAUUAUCA
Messenger RNA from Pectinophora gossypiella (pink bollworm), 1321 nucleotides. RefSeq names its product ribosomal L1 domain-containing protein CG13096-like. Bases 82 to 1269 code for a protein of 395 amino acids. The transcript is spliced from 5 exons. The record is from RefSeq and is a predicted model, not a curated record. NCBI's taxonomy places the organism in Eukaryota, Metazoa, Arthropoda, Insecta, Lepidoptera, Gelechiidae.